AUGCGCAUGGCUACGUUUGUCCCCUAUUUGACUGCUCUCUACUGCUUGAGUUUAGUCCAUGCUCAGUCACAGUUGUUAAUCGAAAUCGACAGGGAUCCGAGUUUAGCGGUAGAGGACGACCUUAAACUGCCCAGAAAUACUGCUGAAUGCCCUAUUGAUGGAAAUAAUAAUGUAUCUCCUUCAUGUAGUAAAUAUAACGCUCAGAGACUCGGAGGUUGUUGGUGUAAAUGUAACAGACCCGCAGGAGAAAAGUACACUUUCUUUGAACCGACCAAUUCUUGCUUGAAGGUCAGCUUGGCUCGUCAGAGAUCAGGUAACUUAGUUUCAUUUGGUGCGCUUACUUACAUUACCUUUUAAUUGAUGUCUUCUCAUUAAUUUAAGUUACAAAGUUGGCAAAAUAUUAACUAUCCGAUUGUCCCAGGUGACAAACAAAUGUCUAAAGGAGGAUCGAUUUAGCUAGUAUUCAAUUUGGUGUUGCUAAUUAACCAGAACGUAUGUUUCGCGGAGUCAAUUUCUAGAAUCGUGAAAUCCGUUAAUUAAUACAAAGGCAACGAUAUAUAUUUCCUUUUGAGUUAACUUGCUAGCUGUAUUGUAGAAAAUGAUUGUGUGGGAAUGGAUUUUAUUGAUGGUAGAGCUAUUAUGUCAAAAUUUGGCCCUUGGUCUGUUGCUAUCGGUCUGCCAAGCAUGCAGCAGUCAAGUGAAAUUUAAAAUAUGUAGAUCAAAUUUAGGUUUAAUUUUUCUAUCAAACGCAUGACAAUCUUCAGUCACCGAGUAGUGUUAUUAAAAUUCUCUAGGGAGCUUCUUUACCAUUUUGUCCGCUAAUUUGCUUAAAUUACACCAUAACAUUCUUUAGAAAAUACAUUGAUUGUAAAGGAAAAUUAAAAUCCUUAAUUUUUCAUCAGGAAAACGUAUUAUAGCAAUAUCUCAAUUUUUCUUGAAAUGAUCAAGGAAUACAAAGAACGACAAAUUUUGCUUCCUAUGUCCCUGUUAAACCCGUGUCACUAUCCAAGGACUUUGUUGUUAUACAGCUCACACACCAAGGAUCGAGAAAAGGUAUAUCAUAACUCUUUUCUCCCUGAUCUAAAAUAUUUCAAUAUUUGACACUUUUAAUUAAAAUAUACAUACUUUAAAAAGUAUAACAGUUGAUUACCUCGAUUACUUUGAAAAUUAUAUAUAGACAUUUUUUAUUUCACUUUUUAAAAACCAUUAUGACGAAGGAAGUUGCGUGGGCAAGUUUUAGUACUCUUAUCGGUUUACUAGGUUCGCGAUUUUUAGUUCAAUUGAUUUAAUUAUUUUUUUCUAAUUAAGAUAUUGAAGCAUUGAUGCUGUACAGAAGCUACUUGUCGUAAGCCCUGUGCGGUGAACGAGCUUUUUGCUUUUAAAAGCAAGUUUGCAUCUUUGCGCGCAAUCUUCAUUCCUCGUGUAUCAUGUACCAAAUGAAAGGGCUUAAAACGAAACAACACAAGAAGAAAGUAUACCCUUAAUUCGUGCAGGCUCUUCAACAACAUAAUACAAGUGCCCGCCUAUAAUAACGAGGGCUAAAAUGCUUAUGUCAUUAACUUGUGCACAGAAUUUUGUUUCAAUCUUAGUGUAUAAAAAAGUAUGGCGUUCAUUAUGUUUAUGAUUAUGAGUAUGAUUAUUCUUCAUAAUUUAUUUGUUUUUCUACCAAAUCACUCUUUCAAUUUGUAAUUGAAAUCGUUACUUAACAUAUCAUACUGACUGGAUUCAUUAUGUUUAUGUAUUAUACCCACGCGUACCAACUCUUAAACAAUAUUUUGAUGACAGGUAAUCAGCGAAUACUCAGUCAACAUCUCAAUAUCAGGGUAUUUUCUUAUUUUAAUUUUUUAUUUAUAAAUCAGCGAGUACUAAAAUGGAGUCUUUCAAUUUAUGAUUUAACUAGUUAUUUCAUAUAUCCUACUGAUAAGAUUUAUUAUUUAAAAUUUCUUAUUUUAUUCUUUAUUAUCGGUAUUAUCAACACAGGUACCAACUCUUAACGAAUAUUUUGAGGACAGGCCAUCAGUAUAUACAAGGUCAUCAUUUUAAUAUCAGGGAAAGUUCUUAUUUUAAACUUUUAUUUAUAAAUCAGUAAGCACCAAAAUGGAUUCUUUGGUUGUUUACCGUUGGCCAAAAUAUCAAGUUUGCUUGGAACGUUUAAGGAAGGUCCAAUUUGGUCUUUGGAACGGGAAGUUUAAUAAAACCAGAGUUUUCCGUAGGAAGGCAGUGGAGUUGGAAGACUCCUUCCUCCUCAAUCUAUGGAUGGUAACCAAGCUCGCAAAAGAGCUAAUUAAGAGCUCUGACUCACUGAAAACAACCGCAAUUGCUUAAAGGUAGCUGGAGCGAUAAAGGGAAUGCUACAUAGCGAUCAAUAUUAGUUAAGAGUCACUGUAUUGUUAUGUUUUCUCCUUUGUAUGCCGGAUUAGAGGCGUAUUCCAACGAGUCCAAUUCAAUUCUAUGCUUUCGAACUUUCUUCGGUCUUAUAUCUGUCUAAACGUACUUUAUAUCUCAGUAACGCUUUUUGUUUGGCUUAAGUAAAGGUAAUAGGAUACAGAAUUCCAGCACUGAAUUAAUUCGUUUCCCAUCAAUCUAUAAUUGGCGUAUUCACUCAAUCUUCGCAUGUGCAAGGAGAUCGGCUCUGAGGCAAGGCGUGAUGAGCCUCACAGAAUGCUAAUUACCUUGGCAGUCCGACUUUGGAGCCUGUUAGUAAUGGCGGCUCUCUUACUCACUUUUCACUCACUAGGGUAUCGCUUUCUUGCUAUUAUUGCUGGUUCGUAGGUGAAGCCACAGAGACCAUGUUGGUUGUCAAGAACAAAAGCAUUUCUCCCCUCUGGGAACUAAACCCAUUUUUAUUUAAAUUCUUCCAAAAGAAUUUCACCUUAUUGACCACGAACAUGGCCGCCUGGUCACGUGUUUGCAAACCAAGAAUUGGUUGGUGGAAUGUUCUUUAAUAGCGUCCCAAUUUAUUCAAAAACUAAGAACAAUAACAACUUUAAAUAACAGGGUUGGGAAGCAUUGCUUAUGCUAAUAAAUUGAGAAAAUGAAGCACACAGAUCAAGUGUCCACUUGCGAUCAGGAUGCAGCCAACCAAACCCACUGUGCUACUGUUAAAAGUUUAAGAAUCGUAGAAAAUACAUAUAUCUUCCUCAUACGUAGUAUCACUGAAUCAUGUGACCAUAGUUAAUAGACUGGAUUGGUUAUGAAACCUGUCAGACUAGUCCUUUGUUUUUGUGGACCUCACGGUGCACAACGUUCAAUAGCAUUCCUAGCAUUUUGAUCUUAGGGUCUGUUUACAUGGAGGUGGGAGACUCAAGGUAGGUGAGGUAACCCGCUUAGGUGGGGUAACCCCCCCCUGUCCAUAUAAUAUCUCAAAUUAACUCGAUCACGUUUACAUGAUAGGUGGGGUGACCCGCCACAUGUUACCUCACCUAUCUGGGGUCCCCCACCUCCAUGUAAACAGGCCCUAAGUGACAAAUAAACGCGUCCCAAAAAUUUAUUCCGUCACAAUUUGCCAAUAGAAAACAAAGAUUAUGCCCUUUCAGGGAGCUUCCAACAUAAACUGCGCACCGUUUUGUUGUUUUUGUUGUCUUUCAUGACUAGUCUCCUCUAAUAACUAUGAUGCGACAUAAGAGGUAGUGAGACUUCUGACGGAAUUCCGAAUAGACCAUUUUACAGUGUUGUGGGCUUAGUACCCUAGCCUCUGAGGUACGUGAGGCUGAGGUUGCCCUUGUUUUGAUACAAACCUCCUUCAUUUUCUUAUAAAAAUUAUGAUAGGAAAAAUGUUUGAACAGGAAUAACAUGAUUAAAGGAGGAAGGGUUGUAUCAACACAAGGUCAAUUCCAGCCUCGUUUCCACUUGUAACUGUAAAAUGGGCUAUGUGUAACAGUUUUAUGCAGUUUAUGCAUUCACGAUUGAUAAGCAUGCAUUCCUCUAUUGCCUCCUCUUCAGUGAAUUUGUUAUUAUUAUGAUGAUGAUGACGAUGAUGAUGAUGAUGAUGAUGAUGAUUGCUGUUGUUGUUUCUAGUGUAAUCCUGGUUUCAAACUUUCGUAACUUUGAUUUGAGUCUAAGUCUAAGUAAGUUUUGCCGGCGAGGCUAUCGCGCAUUCGUGAAUCGUUUGAGGAAUAUGCUUGCUUAAUAUUUUAUCAGUUUUUUCCCUCGCGAAGCGCCGAGCGAAGUGAGUUUAUAAUCUCGUCGCGCGCAAAGGGCGCGCGCAGUGUGUGAACCGCGUGUGGGUCCUAGCGAGCUGCAAAGUCGCAGCUCUCAUCUUUACUUGUAUAUAUCCGAUGGUGUCCGCCAUGAUGUCAUACAGUAGUUCGACAUCACGGCGCAUUUUUGUUUCUAGGCAACAUUGGACUGAAAGCGAUUUCGAAUUGCCAUCAAUGACCAAAGUAUUCAUGAAUAGCUGUCUUUUCGUCGUCUGCAAAACAAUGUUUACUAUCGGUGAAUCUCAAGCAAUUUUUCAUGCAAACAGAACAGCAAACACAAGAACGCCGAAUUGUCAAUCCUCGCAGGGGAAGAUUUGGUUUGAUUUUUAGGUACAACAGUUUUGUUAUGUUUCUAUAUAUAGCUUACAUUUUUUAGAUUUACAAAUUUUCUUCUCGGCUUUACUUGCCGUUCCCCCGAAGUCCUUCGCGAGGUCCUGCGAUUUACGUAUUUCUAGUAGCUUUUAUGAAAAUAACAUCGUCGGUCUUCUUCACCUUAGGAUGUGAUUUACUUUUCACUGGCAAUAAAGCUGACGGGGCAUUGAUUUUUAUUCCGUCAACGGGUGUUACUAAGAAAACCAUCAACGUCCCUGCCAACAAGACAUGCAGCUUUUACUUUGGGGAGAAACUCUACGCACAUUACAUUGGUUGCGACGGAGCCUGGAGGGAGAUCCCACCAAACAGUGUAAAUGAGAGUUUAGAGGUCACUCCUGGUUGGAACACAAGUCAGCUGCAACUCGCGGUGGGUAUAAAGGGUACUGAAUAACACUUCAUGCGAACACGCUUUUUGACAGCCUAUGCCCUAGGCGUUCACUCUUGCCCAGUUCUCUGCGCAAAGUCUGGUGAAGGCAAGUCUCUCUCGGUGUCCUCACAACUCGCGGUAGAGUCCAGGUUUGACCAUGCCAAAAACGCCUAGAGACAAGGUUAGCUUGUUGACAUUUCUGUAAAUGGUACAGUAGCAACCGCCAUUUAUGACCUUCUCCACAACAUGCAUGAUCUCGGCUCCAGGUCAUUUUUCCUUAUUCAACGACUCCUUGUUAUAUAGCCUGCGAAUACAACCGCUCACCUCUCGUCGGUUUCCUGCCGCUCGCGAAACGGCGGUUUCAAUCGACAUGCAGCCAUGAAAGACGGCUGUAUUCGCGGACUACUUGUAUAUAUGACAACCCGUCACUACACUCGACAACGGCAAGGGAAUUUAGUAAUAGACUAGCCCACCUUGUCACGACCUAAUUUCCAUGUUAUAAAAAGAUGUCGUAUGAAACGAUCAAACAAACAAAUAAACAAUAGACAAACAAAUCAAAACAAAGACAGCUUAACAUAUUUACUGCUCAACCAUUAAAUCGCAUAACAAACAAACAAACAAACUCGAAAGAAAGAAAAAAAAAAACAAACAACAACAAGAAAUGCAGCUUAACAGAUUUGCAGUAUUUUUUAGUUAGCUGCUGAUAGUGUAUUCCAUUUCUUUUUUCCUUUCUAGACAAUAGUCAACAGUUCAUCUUUCCUUCUCUCGAACCCUGGUCGGAUCUUUAGAGUAGCAGUACAGUGUCGCCAUUUACAUAACAACACAGUCGACAGCACAUGCGUUAUGUUCAAGGUUGCAGGCAGAAUACAGUGUAAGACUUCUAAUGGAUGUACAUAUCAAACUGAUUGAAAAUUUGAUGGAAAACAAGCAAACAAACUAGAAAAAAGGUCAAGCGUUGCAUGAAAUGAGCACUAAAUGAAACAAUCAUUUGCAAAUUGGGCUGAUUCCACAGAGACUAAAAACGUUACCUGUAGGCAUUUAAUCUUUUGUUUCACUACUAUUCACUAUUCACUGAGUGGACCGCGAUCUUUAAGAUAAUCACCAUACUCAGCUUACCACUGUGAAUAGCUCCUUUUCUUCUGUUGAUCCACAACAACAGUACCAAAAAAGAUUGCGCUUAACUUGUAAAUUGCCAAAACAACUAGAUAUAAAUUUCUAGCGACUAAGCAUGGGCACCACACUAAUUAUGGCUGAUUAUAAGCUAAACUUACUAUCUUUGAAAAUGUUUAGGUCCGAUCCCUCAACAGCCUCCGUUAAACCAAUCCGCAACUCUACCACCUCCAAUUGUUGAAAUAACCAGCACCACGGCCACACCAACGCGUCCAACAACCACUCAGGCAGAAAACAUAACCACAGGCACUCCAGCUGUGGUCACAACUGAGGUUAGU
Messenger RNA from Porites evermanni, 6386 nucleotides. NCBI's taxonomy places the organism in Eukaryota, Metazoa, Cnidaria, Anthozoa, Scleractinia, Poritidae. The record is from the annotation of a GenBank genome assembly.